UUUCACUACAAAUUGACAGCAGCAUUCUUCACUGUUCUCUUAGAUGAUGAACGACAAAAGAAGAACGGAAAAAGUUUCAAGAGACUCUUCUAGUACAGAAGAUAGUGACGAACUUAUAGAAGAAGAAGAAGAAGCUAGGAGGCUUUUUGACUCUGACCAUGUUAUUCCAUCUCAUCAAAUACCUUACGUUCUACAAUGGCUACGACAGUCUUUCUCUCUCAUUGAACUAGAGGUACUCAAAGUUUCGUUGGAAAAAAAUGAUGUGGCUUGUGAUGUAAGUUAUAUUCCUAACAAGUUGCACAAUUCAAGAUGUAAUGAAAAAGGACAACGAUACAAAUGUUAUCUCAAACUAUUAAAAUGAUUAAAGAAAUGCAGCAAGGUGAAUUCAAUUCUCAA
Messenger RNA from Galdieria sulphuraria, 396 nucleotides. RefSeq lists its product as uncharacterized. The transcript is spliced from 2 exons. The record is from RefSeq and is a predicted model, not a curated record. Bases 44 to 361 code for a protein of 105 amino acids. NCBI's taxonomy places the organism in Eukaryota, Rhodophyta, Bangiophyceae, Galdieriales, Galdieriaceae.